AUGUCAAGAGUUGUAUCCAUAUGCAAGAGCAGUAAUCAUGUACAAAGAUCAGAGCUUGCUGAAACCGACUUUUCAGACUUGGCUGUCGACGAGAUCCUCACUGGCAACGGGAACGCCGAGGACAUCGAAGAUAUUGCCCUUGAAGACGACGAGGUUGAUAUAGAAGGCCUUUUCAAGAAAAAGAAGAAGGGCAAGAAAGACAAGAAGAAAGAACCACCCCCCAAGCCGGCACCUGAGCCGGCACCUGAGCCGGCACCUCAGCCUGUGCUCACUCCUGUACCUGUACCUGUUCCAGCUCCUGUGCCGGUGCCGGUACCUCAGCCGGUACCUCAGCCGGUACCAGUACCUGCUCCCGUACCUGUACCUGUACCUGUACCUGCUCCUGUGCCGGUCCCAAAGCCUGUGCCGGUUCAUUAA
Colletotrichum graminicola M1.001 is the source of this 417-nucleotide messenger RNA. RefSeq lists its product as uncharacterized. Bases 1 to 417 code for a protein of 138 amino acids. NCBI's taxonomy places the organism in Eukaryota, Fungi, Ascomycota, Sordariomycetes, Glomerellales, Glomerellaceae. The transcript has a single exon. The record is from RefSeq and is a predicted model, not a curated record.